AUGCAAUGUGUCCAGACGCGCGGCGGCACGGCCUUCCACCAGCUGAAGGAGCGAGCACCCACCCGCAGCCCGGGGGCCACGCGGCCGGGCACCAGGCCUUCGAUGGCGGCCUCGCCCGCCAUCGACCUGGGAGAGCCGCUCGCGGCUCUGUUCAAGCGCGUGCGCGUCGCCGACAAGUUUUACCGCAAGUACGAAGGGCAGCUCGAGGACCUGGGUGUGGGUGAUGCUGGCGACCUCCUCGAGGUGGUCGCUGUGAAGGGCAUUGCCUCGCUCGGAAUCCACGAGCUCCAGGCGGAGAAGCUCCGCCGAGCUCUUCUCGGCCGGCGGGGCUGGGGGGACGCAGCUGCGGCCGCUGAAGGUGGGUCCGGAGGUGGGACCGAGGGAUCCAGUUUGGACCCCUUGGAGCCCGCGCUGCCGGAGAGCGGCGAUGGGACGAUCGCCGCCGCGGGGGAGGAGGAGGAGCGGCCCAACCCAGUGGAGGAGGCCACGGGUUCUAAGGCGGGCGAGGCGGCUGCUGAGGCGUUGGCGGAGGCGGCGGUCGACGCCGUCUACGGGGCGCUCGUGGCGGCGACGCUCGAGGAGUGGGCUGGAGCGAGCACGGACAACCCCGUCUCCGCGGAGGACGCUCGAGGCCCAGGCCUCGAGUGUCAGCAGUGCUUUGCGAACUUUUACGACGGGUUUGGCGUGGAGCCGUGGCUGUGGCGCCGGGCGUUGCGUGAGGGCUGGUCGGAGCUGGGGGGCUGGUCGAGAGAGGAGAUGGAGGCGGCGGAGAAGGAGAUCUGGCGCGGCGAGAGUUCUGAGAUCUCUCAGCUAGGCGAGUGGGUCUGCGAUGCUUGCUUGGAGGGCUAUUUGGGGGGGGGCGUUGGCGACUACUCGGAGCUGCGCAGCGGCUACGAUGAGGAGCCUGAGCCAGGGGAGGGUUGGGAAGGGGGGGCGAGGCCGGAGGAGUAUGACGGCCUCUUCGACGGCCCAUAA
Emiliania huxleyi CCMP1516 is the source of this 975-nucleotide messenger RNA. RefSeq lists its product as hypothetical. The record is from RefSeq and is a predicted model, not a curated record. Lineage: Eukaryota; Haptophyta; Isochrysidales; Noelaerhabdaceae. Bases 1 to 975 code for a protein of 324 amino acids. The transcript is spliced from 7 exons.